Molecule: messenger RNA, 1823 nt
Organism: Colletotrichum acutatum
Lineage: Eukaryota; Fungi; Ascomycota; Sordariomycetes; Glomerellales; Glomerellaceae
Product: TFIIE alpha subunit
Exons: 4
Coding region: 336-1565 (409 amino acids)
Biological process (GO): transcription initiation at RNA polymerase II promoter; transcription open complex formation at RNA polymerase II promoter
Cellular component (GO): transcription factor TFIIE complex
Source: RefSeq, a predicted model, not a curated record
AGAGCUACCUUGCUUUGCAACCUGCGGCUAAGCCUGCCCCAGAGCAUCUGCGUGCUGCCUAGAUCAUUUCUCCAAAGACAAAGUGCAAUUCGACUACGCAGUUGUGAAAGACCACUUCGAAAGUUCUGCCUCCGAUCGAACCGCAGUAAAGACAGGUCCCCUCCUGCUGAUCGCAAGCGCAUGCGCAAGUGCAAGCCGCUGCUGCUGAAAGCCCACCCUGCCAUGGACUUCACUUCCUGAGCUCGCCAAGCAAACGUUCUCUCGGCAUCACCAAACCUCAAAGCAAGCAUCAUUACUCGAUAUUUCCCAGCGUUGUUGGUUAUUCAGUCGACAACAUGGCGCAGCCUUUGGAUCUCGCAAAGACUCUCGUCAAGUCUGUCAUGCGCGCCUUCUACGAAACGCGCUUCAUUUUGAUCAUCGAUGCCUUGAUCAUUCACUCUGCUCUCCGAGACGAUGACUUGGCGUAUCUGAUGGCAACGAACACAAAGGAUCUCCACAAGGCGUGUGGAAAGCUUAGAGAAGACCGGUUUCUAGCUGUGUACACGAGACUGGAAUAUCGAGAAGAUCCCAAGAAUCCCGAGGCGAAGCCGCGUCCUGUCAACCGAACCUACUACUACAUUGACUACCGCCAAACAAUUGACGCCAUCAAAUGGCGUGUGUACACAGUCGACAAGCAAAUCCAAGGCACCACGGUGCCGGCCAGCGAACGCAAGGAAUACUUUUGCGGACGGUGUAAAUCAGAAUGGACGCAAAUGGAGGUGCUAGACAACGUUGGCCCUACAGGCUUUGUCUGUCACCGGUGCAAUGGCCCGCUUACGCACGAUCUCGAGCGCAACUCCACAGGCCACGAGCAGUCGACACGACUAAAUAACCAGUUCAAGUUCAUCACCGAAUUGUUACCGCGCAUAGACGAGAUGAUUGUUCCAGAUAACACCUUCGAUAUUGCGAUCAGUAAAGCCUUGCCAGUUGUCCGCGACGCCAGUUACCAGAGCGUAACCACCAUCCCUGUUUCAUCCCUGCAGCCAACAUCAGUUAAGGGUCUCGAUAAUGUCGGGCCCAAGUCUAUGUCAGUCAGCAUCUCGACAGCGGACGGGCCUUCAGAGGCUGAGAAGGCAGCGGAGAAGGCCCGUAAGGAGAAGGUCGCACAGCAAAAUGCACUUCCUUCGUGGAUGUCUAACAGUACGGUCACGGGCGAGUCCUUUUCUGCCGAGGCCAACCCAAUGCCCGCCACCAAGGUUGAGGAGGUGGAUGACAAGGGGGCUUUGUCAAAGUCAGCAGAUAAUGCGGAACAUGCAGAGCUGGAUGACUACUUCGCUCGACUUAAGGCUGAGCAAGAGGCUGAGGCAGCGCGAGCAAUGGAGGAGGAGGAGGAGGAUGACGAUGAUGAUGAGGAUGACGACGCCUUCGAAGAUGUCACACCGAGCAUCGCAACCCCGGCGCCGGCUAUUAAAGCUGAGCCCUCACCAGAAUCAGAAGGAAGAGCAGUCAAGAAGGUCAAGGUGGAAGCGCCAGCGGACGGGGAUGACGGCGAGAGCGACGAAGACAUGGAGUUUGAGGAUGUCUAGGGGUGCGAGGAAGACAUCAAAGCAUCAAAGUGUCUUGAUGAAGAAAUGGCUCGAAGAGACUCCGCAUCAUGAGAGGAGUGGCUGAGGAUUUGACGGAGGUGGUCGGUAUUGCCUGCCCUUGCAUCCCGAAUUCCCAUCCUUCAGGCCCAUGGAAGCAUCCCGUUGUUGUAAGAAUAGGAUACACAAGUGGGAAACACAUAGAGUGCCUAGGAAAUGGAGCACGAACGGGUAGCACGAACGGGUAGCACGAACGGGGCG